Toxoplasma gondii ME49 is the source of this 13668-nucleotide messenger RNA. Its product is annotated as zinc finger (CCCH type) motif-containing protein. The coding region runs from base 2566 to 12948 and encodes 3460 amino acids. Lineage: Eukaryota; Apicomplexa; Conoidasida; Eucoccidiorida; Sarcocystidae. The record is from RefSeq and is a predicted model, not a curated record. The transcript has 8 exons. Gene Ontology annotation, molecular function: metal ion binding.
GGCGUUUCUCGGCGAUGGAAUGUUUUCCAGCACACAGAGCGAAUGUGGAGCCCCCGGGAAAAGUGGAUGAUCCUGCCAGACUCUGCGCGCGUGCGAGCAAGCUCUGUUUGAACACGCGGUUCCUGGCUGCUGCCACGUGCUGCCAGGACUUCCCUGUGCAGCACUCGGUUGCUGCUGCUAAGGAAAGCUGUAUCUGUCUUGCACGGGUAAACUGGGCGCCGUUCGUUUGAGAAGAAUCUUUUUCCUACAUCGUGACUCGCUCUCUUCGUCAUCGGAUCACGAGUUUCUGAAUCGCACGAGCGCCAGAACGCGGUCAGCCCAGUCACAGCUGUGCUGCACAGCGAAUCGCCGCACCCGUCGCUUCUUGCGAAACCCGUCCCACGAAAAGCUCUCCCGCCACGAUUUCGGAAACGUUUCGGGUUUCGCAGCGCGCCUGUGCCUGCCAAAACGACAAUUCUUUGCGUGUCUUGUGGAAACGGUCCUCUUUUCUGCGGCAGCCUGGUGCGGACGGGUCUUGCAGCGGCCGCGUGGCCCCAUAUCAUCUCGGCGUGUCGCGAGCUGGCCGUCCCAUGCCAAGGAACAAGCAGAACAUAUGAGAGUCUUUUGGCGCGGCACACGCAGUGACAAAACCCCUGUUUCGUCAGCCAUGCGAGUCACUGCAACCAGUCGAGUGUCGCCUUUCUUUCCAGGAAAAAACGCGAGCUCUGGUGCUGCAUAUAGACAGGACCUCGCGUAUGCCAGACUAGGCAGAAUCAUGAGAAUGGUUUUUAGGUGUGUCUUUGUGUAGUGCUUGCCGCGCGCACAGCCUGAAAUUUUUUAGUGUCAUGUAAAGUAUGCCGAUUCCUACCCGUUUCACUUUUCAGGGAACUCGCAGACGUCCAUUUUCGCUGCUGCGUCAUAGGUCUCUCUUGCAGCCGUUAGCGCCAGGCGUACCCGUCACCCGGUGCGCAGCGGGCUCGAAAGCAGUCUCGUGGCUUUUCCUGCCCUGGAAGAAAAUCCUUUUUUUUCAGAGGAGACAUAACGCCUAAAGACAGAGCAGCCAGCCGUCCGCCGCAACAAAGAACCACGGCGCUAGCCAGGGCCUGUCAAUGUGACGGAGCUUUCACAUCGUGGUUUUCGCUUCCGGAUCAUCUUGGGAGGCGGCCUCUGUUGCGAAGGCAGGUUUCUUCAGAAGACUUGGCGUGGUAUUUCAUCUGUUUGGCGUUAUGUGAGUACCGCUGACAGCAAGCCAGAAAAAAAAUCCCGACCCCGCUUUGCAUCGACUGCCCUGUAGGCGUGUCACAGGUGACAACCUUGAUGAGGCGAGUCCUUGCGGUUUCUAAAUCCACUUCGUCUUCUGGAUCCGUUGCGUAACCUCUAGGGAGGCGCUCGGAACUUGGGAGUCGUUUGUCUAUGGAGGAGAUGCAGGACGCGUACGCUGGCAAGAUGAAGAGUGGGCUUGGGAACUCUUGAAUUUUCGUGAGGGAAUGAAGAUGUAUGGGAGUUUUCGGACUGCACAUUCGGGUCCAAGAGGGAUAGACACUUUCCAGUCUGUGAGGGUCUGCGUGCUUUGAUUUUUGACUUUCCAAACCCAAAGAGGUUAACUUCACAACCACGUACCCACCGCGCUUUCCCCAAAUGAGUUUUUCGGAACGUGGCGAGGGACCCGCGUUUGGAUCUUCGUCUCGCUCUUUAUCCGCUGCUGUUGCAUAGUCAAUCAGCUCCUGAUCCAGAGACUGUUUUUCGACACGCACCUCACUUGCCCCCCACCGGAUCCGCGGGUUCGCAAGUCUUUCAAUCAAAGAUUCAGGUGUACGUACACCCAGGGAAUUCCAGCUUUCAACAUGUUCAAGCAGCAUCAAAUUCGCUUUGCAGGUGAAAAGACUCGGUGGAGAAUUCAGCGUGUUUCUUUUAUUUGGGCCCCGAGAAGGUUCAUGUGAAGAAGGCCGUUGGUUAAAGGGCCAAUCUGUCCCAGGUCUGUCCAAAGGUUGGAGAGAUUGCCGGAGUCUCAUUUUCUGUGCUGUGCCGCAACGCCAAGCAGACCGUUUUCCAUCCUGCCGGUCUCCCGGUGGCUCUGGACUAGUGCAGGCAUCAGUGUCGAGCGCGAAAAGGUUUUUUUAGUGAUAUCACCGUUGCCACCCCAUAUUGAUUUGUGUGUCUGCAAGUAUUUCUCGUUUUGUGGUUGGGGACCACUGAUUCUCCGGAAGCGUGCCAACUUAGUAACAUGAGGCGUGCGUAACGACGGCCCGCGGAGACUCGGUUUUGUUUCAUGCCCUCCAGUCGGCUUUUCCUUUCCCAAGGGAUACUUCCUGGUCAAAGCAGCUUUUUGCCGCAUCGUAUGCUUGGUCCCAUUUGUUUUCUGUGACUGUCUUUGGACCCGCAUUCUGGGCACCUCGUUUUUUCGGAUCGAGGCUAGCUUUCCGGUGUCCGCCUCUGAAAACUACCACGAAUUGUUUUCUUACGCUUCCCGUCUGGACUUUGUGGAAGCAUUAUUCCUGCUUCGGCUUCGCAUGCGGCGCUCCCGUUUCGAAGGAACUCGUCCCCUUCACUCCAAACACUCCCCUCAAAAAUCUCUGCCUCGCCACAAUGAUGGAGAACUCUUCAAGCUCGUCGCAGCCACCCUGCAAAGUGAGUCAGGCGGUGUCUCUCUUGAGUUUUCCGCAGCUCUCUUUGUCCACGAAACCGAAGCCGUCUCUUUUGACCUCUGACGCCGGCGCGUCGACUCUCGCUGACACCGGUCUUUUGCCGAAUCGAGGAGACAAGCCAACGAAGCCUUCGCCCUCGACUUCCACCGGUGGGGCUUUGAGCUACAGAGCUGUGGCUGCUCGCGCAGUGUCUCAGCGACCGGCCGGACACCCAAGCAGCGACACGGAGACGGAUUGCCGCCGAGACAGCGAGCGAGCCUGUGAAGACGACAGAGUAUGGUCAGCUUCCCCAGGAGACGCUGAGGUGAAGCCACAGAAGAAGCUUGCAAAGAGAGGCUUGCAUCGAGGGACAAGCCCCCGCGACGAGGCGUUGUGUGCAUCCGGCAGCGGCACUCCUAAGAACGAGGAAGGCUCUCGAGUUGCCCGUUCAGCUUCGCCGCUGCACGCAAGGAACAGCAAGGGCGAGGGCGGGAAAGCGGUUCUCUCGGCCGAGACUCAAACUGAGAAAGCGGCGGGCGGAAAGGGAGAAAAGAAGCCGAGUGUGAGGGGAGAGGGCGGCAGCCACGGGAAGCGGAAGCAAAGGAAGCCACUGGACUUGCGACUGGCGGCACCAGGUGCGUCUGACCUGCCGGUCUUCGACAAGGAAGGCGAGAAGGAGGCCCAUCUCACGGUCAUGCUCAGACCUGGGAACAGGAAGCGAAGGAGCUGCGUCGAUGCUGUCUCCGGGUGUCUCCUGUUUUGGGGCGUGAGGUGUCCCUCCAAGUUCGCCGGUGCGAGCAACACGUGGUGCGCCGAGGGCGACAAAUGUCUGGCCUGUCACACAGACGCCGAGUACUUUGGCCACCCUGCGGUCUACAAAACAGUUCUUUGUUCGAACUUGAAAAACAACUCAAGCAGGUCUUGCUGCUUCUCUGCAAACGCGGGUGGGAACUCUGCGACGGGUGCGAGUCCACGGAAGCGCGGCAGCGAAGCCCUCCUCUCCUGCGGGCGGGUGCGGUGCUGUUGCUGGAAAGCGCACACGAAGGCCGAGUUGCGGACGGAACUCGCGAAGAAGUACACUCUUACGGGUCUUGGAAAGCUACCGUCUCCCCUAGCCCAACACCCUGGUCUCUCGGGGCUUGAACCAAACGGCGCCGAGUGCUGUCGCGCACCAGGUGCGACUUCUGCGAAAGACUCGACUCGCGCAGACGCCUCCAGUUCUGUGUCUGGAGGAGGCCUCAGUCGACAGACCCGCCGUGCCUCUCUGAGUUUCGCGGGCGGUGCGCUGCCCCGAGAAACUGGCGGUUGCUGUCUCUCGCAAGACCCGCGGGAGGGCUCGCGGAGUCUCUGCGGGUUCUCCGGAGCGAGCGAGAAGCCCCCGAAGAAGACCGAAGACAAACGCUCAGAGGAGUUCGCAGGUGCGGGGCUUAAAUCGGUGGGAAACUCUGAAAAGACGAAAGAUUCUGCAAAGGACUCUGGCUCCGGCGACGGGGCCUCGCGCUUUCACGCGCCCCCGGCUCUCUGGGCGUCGCCGAAGGGGCCCAAGGGCACGUUUCGCGACGACGGCAAAACAGCAGCAUGCGAUGGAAACGGUGCAUGCGACAGCAAGACUGGGGAGGAAGGCGAGAAGGUCGAGAGGGGGAGCGCCGCGUGUUCGUGGAGAGAGUGCACGCAAUGGCGAGGCACAGGCGCGAAGGUUGCAGGAGACACGGGUGUUCCGCUGGCGCCAGUUGCUGGUGAGGAAAGUGGAAAGGGGAAAGCUACGGCGGGUGGAAGUUUCCACAAUGCGGGAGUGCCGAGCGCCGACGGCAUCGGACCUGCCAACGUCUUUCUGCCUGAUGGGUCUCUCGAUUUAGACCUCUUCAAAGUCUUUCCUUGUCGACACCGCAACGUGCUCCACGAACGCAAGAGCUGUCCUUUCUACCACAACUACCGAGACAAGCGCAGGGCCCCCGUGACCUACCAGGCAGAGCAGUGCGAGGAACAAUUCGACCUCGACACCGCGACGAUCCAGUGCAGCAAAGGAGACAAUUGCGAGAGGUGUCACAACCGCCACGAGUUGCUGUACCACCCGAACAUUUACAAACAGCGCUUUUGCUCGAAUUUCUCGCAAACCGACAAGGGCGGUUCGACGACAUGCGCGCGCGGCGUGUUUUGUGCCUUUGCGCACUCUCGCGCCGAAAUUCGCGCCACGCUGUUCACGGAGCAAGAAGAGAAGGAACCGGAUUGCCAGUUCUUCGUCGCAAAAUUCAAGACCGUCUGGUGCCCGUACGGCUCACAACACGACUGGCACACUUGCGUCUACGCGCACACUUACCAGGACUGCCGCCGCGCUCCUGCCAUCGGUUACGGCUCCGAACCGUGCCCCUCGUGGUCGAAAGAUCUUCACUCUGCGGACUACGAUCGACGUUGUCCACACGGAGCGCGCUGCAGCUUUUCACAUGGCAGCAAGGAACAGCUGUAUCACCCCUCCUACUACAAAACGAUGCCGUGCAUGGACUACCGACCCCAGAGUGGAGACGCGAAUGGCAAAUCGGGUGAAAAAGGCCGCUCGUUUCGCCACGGCGGAUCCGGCUCUUCUGGAGGCUGCCCUCGAGGUUUCCUUUGCGCGUUUUACCACGAAGUCACCGAACGCAGACUACCCGUGCCCCCCUGCUCGACUCCGGGCUGGACAUUCUCCUACUCCAUGCCCCUGCCCCUGUCGCAACUCAAACUCCUACAGCCGCUCUUCCUGGAACCCCCAUUGUUCAAUCUCGACGACUUUGAGGCUUUUGGCCAUCACAGUCGACUGACUGCAGCUUCGCGGCGUGCGGGCGCCGGGAACGGCUCCGAGGGUCCGUUGGUGUCGGCGAGCCGCGCCAUCGCGUUUGCCUCUCCCAGCGAGCACCAGAAUUCGAGUCGGCUUCACCGGACGGGCGGAGUCUCCUUGGGGCUCGUCUCCUCUGGCGCCUUUUCGAACUUCUCCGUCAGUGGGCCUUUAUGCGCAAACCCCCCGGGAUCGUCGCCCAAGGCCCUCGCACUCGCCAAGGGCGGGACUGCGCCCCACUCAGCUGGCUCUGCGAAGCCGUCCGCCAUGGGCCGCCGUCGCUCUUCGUUCUCCUCCUACUCCACAUCCUACGGGGCCUCCUUUGCUGCGCCCGCCUUCGCACCGCCCUACUCCGCAGGUGUGCAGGGCCAGGGGCUCGAGGCGGCGGCGCUAGGGCCCCUAGAGGCGGGCCUGGGGCCCGAAGGGGUGUGUGGGGCUUUCGACGGCAGAGAGGAUUUACAUGCGUUGGCUCCUCAGUUGGAGUCGCGACGGCGCAUCGGCCCCUGUUGGUCGGCGGGCCUGGCGGAGGCUCGCGAACCGGUUCUCCAGAAGAAGGACCCGGCGCGCCGGCUCUCUCAGGGGUCUGUGCAGGACAGUUUGUGUGGCGCGGCGGUGCAUGCGGCGAGUGUGGGGUCUGGAUCGGUCGCAGCACUCCGAGAAGGGAACGACGAGAGACGAGAAGACUUGCACAGCUGGAGUGAACCGACAUCGUGCUUUCCGACCUCCUUCGAACCCGCGAGCGGCCUCCUCGCCCCGCCGAAACGCGAACAACGCCAAGAGCACCUGCUUCUGCAAGUCGCCGCUAUGCUGCUGAACGGCGCCUCUCAGGGUGAGACAGAGACCUUCGUGGCUGUCGCUCCAGAAGCGGAAGAAGACCCAGAGGGCGAGGAGCUUGGACACACUUUCUCGGUGGAGAACGCCGAGGCUCCAUUCCUUGUGGCACAGAGCGAGUUCUUGGCGGACCUCGCUCUGGGGAACCCCGCAGGCUUCUCAGAGCCGAGUGCCGCGCCCGAGGAAGACGGGAAGGCCGUCGCAGAGUAUGCACCUGCUCUCUUCACUCCCCAUGGUGGAGACGAGAGGGUAGGAGCCAAGGGAUCGCUGGCCGGGCCCAGAGACACUCUCGCGCUCGGGACCUUCCUGCCCGCCUUCCCCGGAGACCCCGUGGCAUCCGGGCUCUCCAAGGAAGCAGUUGAGGCGAGAGCUAACGACAAGGCGCUUGCGUUCUCGGGAGUCGUAUCCAGAGGGACCAGCGAGAGAAGUUUGCGAGGCUCAACCGCGAAAAAUGCGUCUCUACAUGCGCUUGCCGUGGAGCGGCGAGAGUGCCAUAAGACCUUCGAUUCAAGUGCCCUUCUUCUUCCGUUCGCCGCGGGGACAUUAUCUUCUUCUUCUCCGCCUUGUGUCUCGUCUGGUGGGUUCUCUGUGGAGACUCCAGACUCAUUGGGCGAGGCGGGGAUGCCCGGAGGAAAGGCGACGCGCGUGGCGAGGCGUCUGGAGAGAGAUGAGACAGAAGUUUGGAGCACCAGCACGGAAGGCGGCAGAGGCCCGAAGGGCGGACCGACCCCAUCGCAGGGCGAUCUGUGGUCGUCACCCUCACUGGAGACUCUCGCCUCCCGAGGAGACGGCGAAGAAAAUGCCUGUGGGGUUUUGGGGGCGAGACCCGUUGAAAAGGGCGCCUUCCCCGCGACUCACGGCCGAAGGUUCAUGCGUCUCUUUGACAACGGAAACGUUUGGGGUCCCUCAACGCGCGCUCACGUUUCAGAAGCCGACGCGCAGUUGUUCGCGCCUCUGUCCUUCUCCGCACCGCUGUCCUCUUCGCCUCCGGGCAUCUUCGCGCCCGACGGCAUGGAGUCGAAGACCCACAGGCAGGGGCGCUCCGCGCCUCACAACCUGGAGAUCUCGAUUCUUCAGUCUGCGCCAGCGCCGAAAAAAGAAAGCGUGUGGGGCGGCGAGGAAGAGGGCGACGUUUUCGGUCCACCUGCCUUCCCCGGAUCCUCGCCGUGUGAGGGCAGGCCCGCGGCGCCCAGCGCCAGCUCCUCUUCGCUUGCUGUCUUUUGUCCGGCGAGCCGGCAGAGCUCAGAAGACUCAACUCGACGCUCGUCUGGAGGCUUCCGAGGGCGUGGCGGGUCUGGUGAAGGUCCCGUCUGUCCCUUGAGCGUAUCGAAUCUGUGGGGCGCUCAGUGGCGCCCCGUGGAAGCUGAGACUGCGGGACCGUCUCAGUGGGGCCCUCUCGCCUCCUCGGCGCCGCCUGGACUCCUGAGGACGGCGGCCAGGGGCCAGAAAGGCGUGAGCGGAGACGCAAACGAGGCCUCUCCUUGCUCUUACUCUAGCGCUUCGUCCUCUCACCUUUGCGGAGGCGACGACGAGCGCAAACAACACUCGUCGUCUGCCGUUGUGACUGUAGGAGGCGCGUCGUUGGGGCGCCGUGAAUCGUCGAGCUCGAGCGACAUCCGAGGGAAGAAAGAGGAAUUGCGCGGAAUUCCGACAGCUGCCGUCACGGCCGUCGAGACUGCUGCGGCGGCUCUGUGGGGCGCAUUCGAGGAAGACGAAGACGAGCGAAGGAGAGACUCUUCUGGCUCUCCCGUCGCUCUCUCCACGCAGAAGGCCGCAGGAAACGAAAGAUUGUCGAUCGACAGAAAGCAGUCGUUUCUCGAAGAGGCUAUGAGUGCGCUGUGGAAGAUGAAGAGCCGAGAACACACGGAGCAGGGCGACGACCAGGGAGUCGACGCCGAGCCCCUGGUCGCGAAGCCCGCUCACGGAGACAAAACGGAGAAUCGGCACGGUCAAGUGAGGGGAGAGACGCGGCGCCACAUGCGGACGCCGCAUGCGCACCGCCCCGUGGUUCUCGCGGUGUGUGCACAAGACGAAGACACGCAGGUAGCCUACCUGAAGUCCCUUCUAUGUCUCCGGGCCUGGAGCAACGUGAUUUUGUACGUCUCGUUACGCCGCGAACAAACAAGAAACCCAGAGAUCUCGGACUCGGCCCUUCUUCAGACACUCGCUGCCCUCAGCAAGGAGACAGUGCGCUACCAUGUCUCUCACCUUUGCGAGGAAGAACUCUCUGCGGAGGAACUCGACGCUUUUUUGGCGACGGAGACUGAGGACAGGCGCCGACUCCUGAUCGUUUACGGAAAGCGAGACUCCUGGGAGGUCGAGAAAGACGGCAGCCGCCGAUCGCCGGUUACGGGGCGCGACACGGAACUUUCUCUGUCUUCUGAGAACUCUCGUUCCCUCUUUUCGCUCCUUCGCCUCCGGAGAAAGACAGACAAUGCGGGGAACGGCGGCGCACUCAAAUCGCUCGCAGUCAUUGGGCUUCACAGCGCCCCUGCAGAAUUCUGGCGCGUGUGUCAUGAAGCAGAAGCGAAGGUCGCUAUUCUUGGCAACCAGAAGAAUCUCGGUCGAAAAGACGAGACCGAAGAGACGUCUUGUUCUCAGCUCCUUCCCGCAGCUUCACACCCUAAACGAUCGCCAACAGGCUCUUCGCAACCUAUCGGGGCCGUAGUUUCGGCGCAGGUGAUGGAGAAAGAUGCGCAGACAUUCGAGGACAGCUCGGCUGUUUCUACGCUUGCGGACUCGCCGUCAAUCGUCAUUCAUUUGGUCGUUUCGCCGGCCCCCCUGACCCUCGUUUCGAGCGAAGGGCAAGCCGAGGGCGGAGCCCGAAAUCCUUCUGUGGGGUCCAGGAAGGUCUGCCUGCUUCCCGCCACGUCUCUACCGCUCUGGUCGUGCCUGUUUGCCUCUCCACCUUCUGUUUUGUCACUCUCUCGCGACGCAGAAACGUCUGCGGAGCCGCCGAAUCGCUCGUUCUCCUGUGCGGGUUUUUUCCCGGAGACAAAAAGCGAGAAACCGAGCUUCGAGGCCGGCGCAGAGUCCCCCACUAGUCGCAGCGUAGGCGAGGACUUGACGGCGGUGACAGCUGCAGGGAGUGUGGAUUCACCUGUCUCGGCGUCGCCUUCUGUCUGUUCGCUUCCUUCAGUCUCCGAAAUUCGUUCACUCUCGCCCGCCCUGCGUCCCCUCAACCCCGAGAGGUCUGCGCCACACAGCCACGCUCCCCACCUGUCUCUUCCUGCAGGCUCCGGUCUCUCGGCGUCCGCGGCGGCGACGGGCGUUUCCACGAUCCCGGCCGCGGGGACACCUCCGUUGUGGGGCGGGAGUUCUCUGCCCGGAAAGCGCCCCGUCCGUGGUGACGAGAGAAGCGUCUCCGCAGAAACCGCAGUGACCAUGGCGACAGCCGCCUCGUCGACUGCGCUGACGGACGAUCGCGCCGAAGACAGCAGAGACUGCGGGGAAAAGGAGACCCGGAAGUCAGGGGAGAAGGAGAUAGAAGCCAAGAAGGCAGGACGCACGAACCAGGCUACGCAUGCGCCACAGGGUGCGAAAGAAUGGAGGCAAGGGGUAGAAGGAGCAGAUGAUUAUCAGGAGCCAGAGGUGCAGAACCUAUUUGAGAGAGAACUCCUUGGGGAAUUGCUCCUGCGAGAAAUGCGCGUUGUUGGCAAAACGCUAAGAAGAGAAGGCUUGAACGGAGGACAACCCGAAAAGGUGGUUUUCUGUUGGGCGCCAUUGGAAGAACAAUCCCGCAAGAAAAAGACAGGCUGCGAGCGUCCUCGCUCCGGAGAUGUCAUAAACCCCCUAAGUCGACAACGGAAAGACGCAGCCUCGGCUUCUCUAAAAGCCGGACCGAAGCCCGAGGCGACUCGAUCUGGCGUGUCUUCUCUGGGUGUCUCCGAGAGUUCGCGGAUUCCCACUUCCUCGCUUUCCCCUGCAUGCGACUUGUGUUCAUCUCUCCGAGUACUCGCCCAGGACCUGCUUCCUACAGCGGACCGUCUACAGCGUCUGCUGUUUCUCGUCGCCGAGCGAGGCACGUCCCGCCCUCACAGGCAUCUCUUCAGCCGCUUGUCUGUGUGCGGCCAAGACUCUGUGUUCUUCCUUCCUUCGGGCGACAAGAACGGAGGGGUCAGAGUUCGGCAGCAUUCGAAUGGUUCUUCCGCCACCGUGGCCGUCCGCGUGAACAAGUCGCCUGCAGCUCCACUUGAGGCGAGGGUGAGAUCUUCCCUCUCGGGUUCGCUGUCUUUUCUGAGUCUCUCGAGAGAAACGAGGUACCUCACUUUGACUCAGCUCGUGCGAGGCUGCCCAGCGGCACACCAGUUAGAUCUCUCGCGUUGUUCUCCCUUCGGCGAUUGGAUUUCCUUAGAGAAAGAGUUCGUCGUUCGCCCCAUGCUGCUCAGAGUCUCACACGCAGUUACAACGAGACAGAAUGAAGCAGAUGAUCAGACAGAACGUCCGCAACAAGCAAAUCCAGAGAGGAAGGGAGACGCGGUUUCUGGUUUGUGGUGCGCGCUGUGUGGCGAGACGCUCGAAAGAAGCGGAAACUGCAAUACGGAUCAAGAGACAGCGAUCGCAGGAGUCCCGGAUACACGAGGCGCGGAACGCGAAGUUUGCUGCUUUGUUAGGUGCGGAUACACGCCAGAAGAGAAGACACGAGAGCUGGACUGUCCCCACCUGUUCCAUCGCUUUUGUCUCGACGCGUUUUUGGCGGGGCCUGAGUAUACGCGAACAGGUGGAAGGUGCUUCUGUCACGCCUUCGUCCACCGGCCUGCGCUCCGCUCAACCCCCACACGUGGCGAGUCCGGAGAGGGCCAGACACACGUAGGGAUCGCAGCCCAACGCCGAUGGACUUCUUUCCUUUCAGAGUCUGCGGCAUCCCCUGAGGAGAGCCAGAAGGCGGACCAUGGCACUUCUCUGCGGUUCCCGCCGGCUUCAAGAGACAAUGAAAGUACCGUCUUGCGUCGCACAGACGAGUCUUCGGAGCGCGAUCCGGAGCUGAGUGUGUCGCAUGCGGUAGGAGAGCAGAAAGAUACCUUCAAUUCGUUCUUCUCUUUCACGAGAGCCGCCUCGCCUUCCGGCGCCUCCUUCCGUCAAGCAGCAGUACUAUGCGAAGGGAGCGAAGAGGACGCUGCCACUGUAGCUUCCGCCUCUCCGCAGACGUCUUUUCUGUGUCCAAGCCGGGGCGUACGGUCGUCGGUUGGAAGAGCGCAAUACUGCACUUCACUCGCGACGCCGCCACGGCUCCCCGAGCUUCUUCGCGAGGUCCUUCUGGGGCUCGCUGAGGCGCAGGACCUGCAUAUGCGUGUGGCCUUGCACGAGGCAACCAAAGAGGCAUUUUCCGAGAAGGCCGCACCCGAAAGCAGGGAAAUCGGAGACGCGAAAGAGCAGGGUGACGCUUCGUUGCCUCGUUUCGGCGUUUCGCCCUCGGACAUCUGGGUAGCGACCCGCGUGCCUGCGUUGGAACGCUCUGAUCUGCACGCAGCGGCGGUUUCAACGUGUGUCGACAUUUUCGGUUCCUCUCUACUGCCUGCGUUUGUGUCUGUUUGUCCUGGAAGGCUGUUGAGGCAAAACCCCCGAGUUUUAUCUCUCGCCGCAGCGCGUCUCGUAUUCUUCGUCUGUUCCGGCGGAGUCGCGGGGGCGUGGAAGGUGCAGGCGGGAAGCCAGAGGGAAGGCGACGUCGAGGAGGGACUUCGUGGCAUGUACGAGAUAGUGUCAAACUUCCCCCCCCUUCUGCAGCAUUUGUUACUUCUGCUGAGUGGCGCCGGGCCUCUCUCACAGACAAAUCCCCUGCAUGCAGCGGACGCAGGUUCCGGGGACUUCGUUGCCGGGUCUCAAGAGCUUCUGGAAGGCGAGAGCGAGAGGCACGAACUUCCAGAAGAGCCAGCGGAAGACGCGCGUGAACGCAGGGCUGCCUUUCCCGAUUCUUUCCUUCUUCUGUCCGACGUCGUGCACCAUCCGUUCUUCUGGUCGAAUGCACAGAAGCUGGACUUUCUGGACAAAGUGCAGUUUGCUCUCUCCCACGCCUGUGCGUCGCCUCGGGCCGCUUCUCGCCUCUCGCCGCCGACGUCUCUGCCUUGCGACUCGCUCUUUUCAGGAGACGCGACGGAGGGGCUGAGCGCGAACGAGAAGAGGCAAAACAUCUGGAGAGCGUGUGUCGAGAAUCUCGCUGAAGGAUGGCGCGGAAAAGUCCACAAAACUCUUCUCGAAGCCGUUGACGUGGGACUUGCUGGAGAGUGGAGAGGAGCGGAGGGUAAUUUGACGGCGGUCUCGACGCUUGCGAAUGACCUCGAUGGUCUCCUGCGCUUCGUCAAGACACUGCGAAUGUCGAGUCUCUCCGUCAGCCUGAAGGUGCUCACUUCGUCUGCAGUCGCGGAUCUUGUCCACGUGUAUGUACACCCUAUGGGGGCGGCGACGGGGGAGGGCCGGGGCGCUUCGGCGUUUGCGGAGCAGAGAGCCAGGCGUAUUCUCCUACAAAACUUUGACAACGUCGUUCUCGAGCAAGUCAAUCAAGUCCACCCUCGGCUGUUCCUCCUCCUGUUCGCGUACCUCACUUCCUCGUUCGAAGCAGACGACGAAAUGGAGGGGAUUUUUGAUUUCCUGGCUGACUUCGCGCUCACCAGUAAACCCUUCCAGGACAGCUUCUGGUUCGACGCCGUCGUGUUAUCUGAAGAGAAAUGCGGAAUCAGUGAGACGAGAGCGAAUCAGAGCAGCCAAAGAUAAAUUUCGUUCCAAACUGAUUCCACGAGGGGAACAUCUCACGGUUUUGUACGGCUUCCGCAUGCGCGUGCAUCGUUGACUGUGUGGUUUCCCACCAGCGCGUGUGCGUGGCUGUUUUUGAUGUUUUGUAUGGGUUUUCUAAUUUUUUUCCGAAGUGUCGAUGGUGCUCUGAGGCCCCCAUCGAUAUACGUUCAGGGAUGUCGCAGGGUACGUAGCUCAGGUUCGUCGCGCCGUUCUUGCGUCUCUGGUUUUUUUCUUUUAAUAGAAAAAUUGCUUGUUAUGUCUCACCGUUGCUGCGGGGAUUAUUUGCGGACUCCCUGAUCUGCAGUUUUGUGUGCAUCCGUCUUUUUGGGUCCCACUAUUCCCUCCUUACAAUCGCACCGGUAUGUUGUGUGUACGAUGUGGAAUUGUUCAUAUGUUUCCCCUAUAGUGAUACAUAGAGCAUGUACCAAACUAGGUAUUACAUCACUGUGCUGUGGGAAAGACGCAAGGAGGGCUACCAGGGAAAAAAGUGCAGAAUGUUUGUUUUGUAGAAAGGUUGCGAAAUCCCAGGGAGAACCUGGAAAGUAGUGUUUUUUGUCCGGAGCAAAUAUGAGGGAAGACGGAGGUGAAUCCCGUCUGCUAACAGUGUGUCUGUGCAGAACACGUGAAACGGAGAAACCUUGAGAUUCGCCUGUUCAAACUCUCUCAAAGUGAAAUGUACAGAAUAAGUGCUUGUUGGGC